Molecule: messenger RNA, 845 nt
Organism: Leguminivora glycinivorella
Lineage: Eukaryota; Metazoa; Arthropoda; Insecta; Lepidoptera; Tortricidae
Product: enhancer of yellow 2 transcription factor-like
Exons: 3
Coding region: 137-418 (93 amino acids)
Biological process (GO): positive regulation of DNA-templated transcription; poly(A)+ mRNA export from nucleus; regulation of transcription by RNA polymerase II
Cellular component (GO): DUBm complex; SAGA complex; nuclear pore
Molecular function (GO): chromatin binding; transcription coactivator activity
Source: RefSeq, a predicted model, not a curated record
CGCUGUGACAGGUGACAGAUGACACUUGGGUAAAUAAAAUAAGUGGUGUUUGUUACUGUGUUUAUUUAAAAUAUUGGAAAUCAGAAGACAAUUUCCACAAGAGUGCACUUUCAAGUCUACUACUAACAAUAUAAUAAUGACUGUUAACAACACGAUUGCACAUCAACGGCUCAUUCUCAGCGGAGAUCGAGAAAGAUUCAAAGAGCUGUUAAGACGAAGAUUAAUUGAAUGUGGUUGGCGGGAUCAAGUGAGGAUGCUGUGUCGAGACAUGGUUAAGGAUAAUGAGGGUAGCAAUGUAACAUUUGACAUGUUGGUCAACAGGGUUACACCACGAGCUAGAGCACUAGUGCCAGACACAGUGAAAAAGGAACUACUUCAGAAGAUUAAGACACACCUACUCACACAAAAGGACCAAUAAAUAAUUAAUAAGAAUAAAUGAACCUUGAUUUCUUGCACUGAUUGUAACCAAGAAUAGUUUGGAUAAAGAAAAUUAUGGUCAAAACCAAAACAAGUUUUGAAUUUGAAACAGAAGGUCAAGUUAUACUUGCUGAUAUAAAAUGCCAUGUGAAGGAUCUCCUUCACAUCCCAUCGCCCUAAGGCCCUGCCCUGCCAUCUGGCAGGGCACCCUUAACACAUUUCUUGACUGGAUGGAUGCAGUGCAUUGGUAUGACGGAAGAAGAAUGGAAGUACAGUAUAUUCAAAUUUGAAAUUAUACUAAUCAGCUAUAAAAUAAACGCAUUAGAUAAUCAAGGUUCCAUAUAGAUCAAAUUGUAUUGACACAUUGAAGUAUUUCAGUGCACCUCCAUAUUUAUAAGAAAACCAAAUAAAACACUUUUUACAACCAA